Messenger RNA from Brassica oleracea var. oleracea, 812 nucleotides. RefSeq lists its product as uncharacterized. NCBI's taxonomy places the organism in Eukaryota, Viridiplantae, Streptophyta, Magnoliopsida, Brassicales, Brassicaceae. The record is from RefSeq and is a predicted model, not a curated record. The transcript is spliced from 7 exons. The coding region runs from base 465 to 812 and encodes 115 amino acids.
GGUCUUGCUUCUCUUAAACAAGACCAUUGCCACGACCAGAGAUGUAAUUCACUCACUUUCUACUGAUGGAACAAGAAGAGGCAGAUAUUGACAACAAACUUGCAUUCGACUUCAUUCUCUGAAGAAGGACUGGGACCAGAAUUCAUGCUUCAGUUGGUGAACAACUCAUCAAAAAAUUCGAUGACAAGCUACGCGAGGGAGAUGCGAUUGUCCUCUAGUUGUUCAAAGUGUACGAUGCUACUGGUGAAUACCGUACGACGCCACAUCCUUACAAAAUUGGCUUCUUUCACACAACAUUUGUUGGAAUAGCUGAUGAUUUUCCAACUGCAGUUCCCGAAAAGUAUUUCGCGGACUUCUCUGAUAUUCUUGGUGGAAAUCUGGAUCAUAGCUGUUUGGUUGACGUGGUUGGCCAAAUAGUUAACUUCGGGUCUCUGGAAAACAAAAUAAUAAAAGGAAAGGACAACAUGAGGCUCUUGGUUGAGUUGCGUGACCCAAAUAAUGUGAAGAUGCUGUGUACUCUGUGGGGUUGUUAUGCUAAACAAGUAUACGAUUACAGUAGGAGUAACAUGUCCACCAUGAUUAUUUGUGUGAUCAUAUUCUGUUCUGUGAAAGAGUGGAAAGGUGCUUACUCCAUAUCUAGCGGGUAUAAUUCAACCCAUAUCCUGCUCAACCCAACACUCGAUUUUAUUGAGGAGUUCAAAGCAAGUCUCCCUGAUGAUUCACUUGCUCUUACGAACAACGAUAGUAGCCAAUGGUCUGUUGGUACAGCUACUUCUAUUCGUGCCAGGGCAAUCGGAAAGGCAUUUUUCUAG